AUGUCAGACAAGGCGCUCAGGGCAAAGUUGAGGAAGAUCGAGGAAAGAGAGAGGAGCCGGCAGCUCCACCUUGCCCUCGAUCCCCUCGUCCCGUGCACAGAGCGACCUGACGCCCCCCAGGGUGGGAGGAAACGAAUCCUUCCCUCCGACCGAUCCAUCCCUGACCUGUACCAAGACACCAUCGUGCACGUCAAAAGGAUUCUUGCAAGACAGCAGAGCCUGGAAGCGCGCAAGUGCAGCUCUGCCAGCGCGUUGCAGCCAAGGCCGGAUGAGGCAGGGGAGGGCCCCGAAGGCCUGUUGACUCCGGAUAUCCUGAGGCAGGGCCUCCUGUCCUGCAGACUGCGGGGGUUCGUGCAAGUCAGGCUGCCGGACUACGUUGUAGUCUGCAUGAGCUAUCAGAUGCUGCAGUACUUCGAGCACUGUCCCUUCAAGGGACCUGUUGGGCAGCCUCUCUUUCACUUCAUCCAUCCUUGCGACGCUCCUUACAUCGCAGCAUGCGCGGAGGAACGUGGAGAGCAGCGGCAUACGAGUGCGGACAAGGGAGUGGAGGAAGAAAAUGUGAUGGAAAAGGAUAUUGCGCAUGCUUGUGUGCGAAUGUUUACCUUCGGCAGCUCGGGCAUCCGAUGCCUCCCGUUUGCUGUCUCGUUCGAUCGUUCCUGCUACCAGAACUGCUCCUCGUGCGUGCUGGAGUUCGAGCCGCUGGAGGAGGGGAGGGGGGACUGCGUGGUGGGCGGCAACAGACCAUUCCAGGAGUUCGGGGGCGUCUUUGCCUUUGACGAGCUGAGAUCGCAUGAUGGCGGCCGUCACGGGGCUCGAGCGGCGUGUGUUGAAGUCGAGGACGCGGUCUAUGGGGCAGGAGGGGAGAUGAAGAGCCUGGAGGCGCUGGACCUGGCCCGGCAGCUGUCCAGCUGCUUCGGGGUGAACGAGAAGAAGCUCCUGGUGCGCAUGCUGCAGUUGACGCUCUCGAUCGUGCGGGGGGAGAAGUUCCCCAAGUGGAACUUCCUGCGGUUUCGCCUCAGUCUCCCUUGCAUCCUCGGACAACUCAAGACGGAUUGGCAGCGGGGCCGACACAGCGAGCAAGUGGAGAUGAACGGGAGGGACUCUUCAUCACCUUCCUCCUCGUGCUCGUCAAAAGUCAUCUUCCUCGUGCACGAGAGCGAUGGAUCUGCGAGCCUCUGCUUCUCGGAGUUCACCCUGGAUGAGAGGAGGGAGCAAGGCAGUCUGCACGGCAGCAGGUUGUACAGGGUGAGCAAGGAGGAGCUCUACUGCUGUGGGAUAGACCAACGGCGGAGGAGCUCCCAGCGGCUACCCGUGUACGAGCACUGGUGGAACGUAAUGGAGGGCGAGACGUAA
Molecule: messenger RNA, 1353 nt
Organism: Guillardia theta CCMP2712
Lineage: Eukaryota; Cryptophyceae; Pyrenomonadales; Geminigeraceae
Exons: 3
Coding region: 1-1353 (450 amino acids)
Source: RefSeq, a predicted model, not a curated record